Corylus avellana is the source of this 1496-nucleotide messenger RNA. RefSeq names its product PIN domain-like family protein (gene MEE21). Gene Ontology annotation, cellular component: small-subunit processome. Lineage: Eukaryota; Viridiplantae; Streptophyta; Magnoliopsida; Fagales; Betulaceae. The record is from RefSeq and is a predicted model, not a curated record.
UUUACAUCCAGUAUUCACCGACUCCCCGAAGCCGACGACGUCGUCUUCACCGCCACAAAACACCCCCCCAAAACCCUAAAACCCUCCUCACUCCUCGUCCUUCGUUUUGUUCGUCACACUCACACACCCUCAGACUCCCUCUAUUCGAAUGCCUUCACGCUACAGGCUGUGUUAAUCAUGCUUCUUUGACAGAAAUCAAACUCGUUUUCUGCAAAUAACAGGGGGCUGUUCUCCUUUGCAACUCCUUGUGUCAACACUACUAAGGACCGGGGCGGGCGGAACUCAGUUCAGUCGGUAGCAAUACUAAAAGAAGAAUCUUUCUUCUUUGUGUUUUUUGGGUCUGCUCACAGAAAAAUAGAUGAGGGUAAAAAAGCAGAGGCGUCACAGGAAGAGUGUGAGGUUCUACACAGCGUGCUUUGGGUUCAGACAGCCCUUCAAGAUCCUAUGUGAUGGUACCUUUGUGCACCACCUUAUUGCCAAUAAUAUCAAACCUGCCGACAAUGCUCUCUCCACCAUCCUCACUGGUGCCCCUGUCAAACUCUUCACCACCAGAUGUGUUCUUGCUGAGUUGAAACGACUUGGUAGCUCCUAUUAUCAAGCCCUUGAGGCUGCUCAUCAGCUCAUUACUGCCAGAUGUGAUCAUGAGAAAAGUAGAAGUGCUGAUGCUUGCAUCACGGAGAUUAUUGGACAGAAUAAUCCUGAGCACUUUUUUGUUGCUAGUCAGGACACUGAUCUGCGGAAGAAGUUUCACGAGGUUCCAGGAGUCCCUGUCAUAUUUGCUUUAAGAAAUUCUCUUUUCCUUGAACCUCCAUCUUCGUUUCAACGUCAGUUUGUCAAAACUUCUGAACAAGAACGCAUGCAUAUGACCGAGCGGGAAUAUAAGAUGUUACAGAAGACUAGGUCAGCUGAUGAGGAAGCAAAUGAUUCUUCUAGUGAAAAGGAAGCUGUUGUGGACCAAAAAAUAGGGAUGCAGGAUUUAGCAAAGCCACAAACUGCAAGAAAGGGAAUGGAUGUGAAGGAUAAAGUUCAAUUUAAGAGAAAGAAAGCAAAGGGCCCAAACCCACUUUCAUGUAAGAAGAAGAAGAGCUGUGAAAAACCAAGUGUUGUUUUGGAGAAGGUAAAGAAAGAUGGAGAAAAUUCUGUGAGAAGCAGAAGGAAAAGGAAGAGAUCACGCGGAGGCAAAAAGCUGGCAGAGAAAGAUGGUUAAUGUUGCUACUUGCUACACUCAAUGCCGGAUCUUAAGUUAGGGCAAAGUGGGGUAUGGAAAAUUGCAUUAUUCUUCUUACUUGGGACAAGGGUGUCCACUACAGACAUUGACAUCUGAUUCAUGAGAGAUUAUGAUGAGAAAGAGCGGACUAGAAAAUACAUAAUAGAUUUGGGAUUUAUGGGACUGACUUGUUUUUGCGUUGUUGUUGCUGUUUGGGACCGUGGGUGUACAUCUUUUUAAUUACAUUACAAUUUGAAAUCUAAUUAUCUGACCCAAAUUAAUUUGGAUA